Molecule: messenger RNA, 474 nt
Organism: Homalodisca vitripennis (glassy-winged sharpshooter)
Lineage: Eukaryota; Metazoa; Arthropoda; Insecta; Hemiptera; Cicadellidae
Product: galactose-specific lectin nattectin-like
Exons: 4
Coding region: 82-474 (130 amino acids)
Biological process (GO): biological process involved in interspecies interaction between organisms
Cellular component (GO): external side of plasma membrane
Molecular function (GO): carbohydrate binding
Source: RefSeq, a predicted model, not a curated record
AGCGAUUGUCUUAUCUAUGUUUGGCUUCUCUUGUCUUGGCUUGCAUUGAUCUCAGAGCUUGUGAUCCGGACAGAAAACGCCAUGGAUGUGUCUCCACUUCUUGUAUUGCUGACAGGAUUUGUCUUUGUCUUCGGCUUAAUAGAUGAUAUCACAGGAAAGAAGAAGUAUGAAGCUGUCAUCACAAUUCCGCUGAACUGGGUCGCCGCCUACCAAUACUGUCGGAGAGAGGGUGGCCAAUUGGCGACCAUCACCUCGAAGGAGAAGAACGAUGGCUUUAUCAUUGAGCUUAACAGGAUUCGCGGAUCCCUUGGAAACCCUGAACACUGCUACUGGAUAGGACUCACCAGUCUGGCCAACUUCAACUAUUGGUAUUGGAUGACGACGGGGAAGGCCCUGGUUGACUUUAACGCUUGGGACUCCGGCGAACCUAAAUCGCAUACCGGGAGCCUCCGUUGCGCCUCUGCCGACUAUUAA